Gavia stellata (red-throated loon) is the source of this 1158-nucleotide messenger RNA. It is a transcript of the gene C6H10orf67, whose product is annotated as chromosome 6 C10orf67 homolog. NCBI's taxonomy places the organism in Eukaryota, Metazoa, Chordata, Aves, Gaviiformes, Gaviidae. The record is from RefSeq and is a predicted model, not a curated record.
UGGCCCUGGGCCCUCCGCCUGGCCCCGCAGACGCUGGAGCUGCUGGCGCUGCCGUGCUGCCUGGAGGAGCCGGAGCCCGAGCGCCGGUAUUGCAUUUCAGAUGACUUAAAAAUAGGAUAUUACAGCACAGAUCAUGCUACGCAAACAGAUAUCAAAGAAAUACCAGAAUUAGAGGAGCUAGCUAUUGCUGCGCAAGCUUUAAUCAAGAUUUUGAUCGCUCACUCCCUCCAGCAAGAUUUGUUCAUCUACAAAAGCAUCACUCAAGCACAACACGAAGAAAAAAUUGAAGACCAGGCUUCAAAUCUCUGUGAAUACAUAAAUAAUAGACUGACAGACAUUGAGUUUUUUCAUAAGUGGGAUAAGAGAAAAAUUCUUGUUUACUUACAUAAAGAAGUCCAAAUUUUAUAAAGCUACCCAUAACAGUUAUGUAUGCACGAUGCACUGGCUAUUCUCAGAGCAAAUACUGAGAAGUAUUACGACAUAAAUGGAGAAGACACAGAGGGUUCACCAGGAAAACUGAAGCUUUUACAUAACAAGCUACACGAGAAAAAGUUUGUAAUUGAAGAUCUGGAGAGAAAAUUGCAGGAAUACCAAGAAAAAGGAAGGGCUAAAAUGGUUGUCUUUGAAGAUGAUGACCAUGAAAAAAAAAAUCUUGAAAAAGAGAAUGAGGAUUUCAAAGAAGAGGUUUUGAAACUGCACAAUGAGAUUUCUCGUCUCGAAAAUGCAUUGAAGCGCUCUGAAAAGGAAAAAUAUUUAUUAGAUAAACGAGUGCAAAGAAUGAGAUCAAAAAUGGAAGCUGGUGAGCAAACUGUUCGAAAGUUGAUUGAAAUUCAAGAAAGAAUGAAGGCAGCACUUGAAAAUGAAAGAUCAUUAGUUAAAAGUCUGAUAACAUAUAUAGUACCUGAGCAGCAAGCUGCUGAGAGAACCCUGACUGCUGAAACUGAGAAACUGAAGAAACAUAAAGGUCAAGAAAGGCAAACCGCAGAAAGAAAGAAAGCUGAGCAAAGUAAUACAAUAUGGAAAAAGAAAUUCCAGUUUCUACAGGUGGCUUGUCCUGUUUGUGUUGAAAAUGAUACAAGAGAUAUGAAGGGAUUCAGAGCUGGGUUAUAUUUGCCUUCAACUUUGCCUAAUACCUCAACCUCAGUGGGUAGAUUAUGA